Papilio polytes (common Mormon) is the source of this 1930-nucleotide messenger RNA. RefSeq names its product DDB1- and CUL4-associated factor 7 (gene wap). The transcript has 8 exons. Bases 292 to 1356 code for a protein of 354 amino acids. NCBI's taxonomy places the organism in Eukaryota, Metazoa, Arthropoda, Insecta, Lepidoptera, Papilionidae. Gene Ontology annotation, cellular component: nucleus. The record is from RefSeq and is a predicted model, not a curated record. Gene Ontology annotation, molecular function: protein binding.
AUUAUUGAAUUGCUUUUGGUUUGAAUGAUGCUUGUUUUUUACAUGUGAUAAAAGAUAAAAUAAAAAUAAACCUUGUGCCAAUAAUAACAAUUUAAAACAUUUUAAAUAAAUGAUUUCGACAUAACAACAAUAAUUUUACUGUAUUAACCUAAAUAGUAGAUUACAAGACUGGACUAAUUUUACGGUACACCGCUUUAUUUAAUUGAUUUGAGUAAGAAAAACGAAAUAUCUUGUAAUUAAAGACCGUUCGGAGCCAGGACAUUUUUAUAUAACUAAAAGAAAACCUGUAACAUGUCGAUGCCACAUAGCAGCUCAAGUACGACCAGCUCCAGUACUAAACGCAAAGAGAUUUACAAAUAUCAAGCACCAUGGCCACUGUACUCCAUGAACUGGUCAGUAAGACCUGACAAACGGUUCAGACUGGCGCUUGGCAGUUUUGUUGAAGAAUAUAAUAAUAAGGUACAAAUAAUAUCCCUAGAUGAAGAGACAAGUGAGUUCAGUGCAAAAAGUACAUUUGACCACCCCUACCCCACCACCAAGAUCAUGUGGAUACCUGACAGUAAGGGGGUGUAUCCUGAUCUGCUCGCUACAAGUGGUGAUUAUCUCCGUAUAUGGCGUGCUGGUGAACCAUACACACUAUUCGAGUGUGUGUUGAACAAUAACAAGAACUCAGACUUCUGUGCUCCUCUCACAUCCUUUGACUGGAAUGAAGUGGACCCCAAUUUAAUCGGCACCAGCAGUAUUGACACAACUUGUACCAUCUGGGGCUUGGAGACGGGGCAGGUGCUGGGACGAGUCAAUGAUGUCUCCGGACAUGUUAAGACGCAGCUAAUCGCUCACGACAAGGAAGUGUACGACAUCGCGUUCAGCCGCGCGGGCGGCGGCCGCGACAUGUUCGCCUCCGUCGGCGCCGACGGCUCCGUGCGCAUGUUCGACCUGCGCCAUCUCGAGCACUCCACCAUCAUAUACGAGGACCCGCAACACACACCACUACUGCGGCUGGCGUGGAACAAGCAGGACCCUAACUACCUGGCAACAGUGGCGAUGGACGCCUGCGAGGUGAUCAUCCUGGACGUGCGCGUGCCCUGCACGCCCGUCGCCAGGCUCAACAACCACCGCGCCUNNNACAAUAAUAUCCCGUUCCACGUGUGUUCAAGUUCGUGUCACAUCUGCACUGCGGGGGACGACCACCAGGCGCUGAUCUGGGACAUCCAGCAGAUGCCGCGCGCCAUCGAAGACCCCAUCCUCGCCUACACCGCCGCGGAGGGCGAGGUCAACCAGAUACAGUGGGGCGCCACGCAGCCCGACUGGAUCGCCAUCUGCUACAACAGACACACCGAGAUCCUGCGCGUCUAGCUGCGCUGCCACCUCCACCUGCACCUCCUGCACUUCAGGUACUAUGAAGGAUAUGAUACGGGACUUUUACAUUACAAGUUCGGACUUUUACAAACUGUAAUCGGACUUUUACAAUAUAAGUUCGAACUUUUACAAACUUAAAUCGGACUUUUACAAACUAAGUGCUGAUUUUACAAAAUAAGUUCGGACUUUUACAAACUAAAGUCGGGCUUUUACAAACUAAGUUCUCUAAAAAAAGUCGGAAUUAAAUUUGUAAAUCUCAAAAUUAGUAUUUUGUUUGUAAUAGUCCGAAUUUUUUGUAAAAGUUACAAAACUAAAUUGUGAAUCACAAAUUAUGUCAGGAUUUAAAAUUCAAAUUGUACUUUGUAAUAGAAUUUGUUAUGUAAAUGUUUGAAUUUGAAGUUUAAAAGUUGUAAAAAGACAACCGACAAGGAAACAUGAAAAUGUCAUUAACUUGAUGCUGUGCGUAAAAAUGUAUUUUUCAAGUAGAUUUACAAUAUCCGCAAUAUUAACACAUAAAAGGUGACAAAGAUUAAGACAAAAAUAAGUAAUUGAAGAGUUAUUGAAAAAAAAA